AUGGCGUGGUGGGAAUUCGAGAUCAACCUCCAGCCAACCAAGGAGGAAAAGAUAGCCCGCCGCGCAACCUUGGAUCGCUACGGGAGAUACGCCUUUGCCUCCGCCCUGGCCCCAAUUAUAGUCAUCUUGCUUUUCCGGCUUGCCAGUUGGGCUUGGGCUACUCUAUCCUCGCCAAAACCAGCUCCGUACCAUGCCGUGUCCGAAUCCGAGUCGGCGAAACCCCACGCUAGUCGCCGGAAGCGCGGCACUCUACGUCGGGUCUUCCAAAGGGCAAAGUGGUGGCUUUCCGAGCCUGUGUUCAUUUUUGGAUGGCUCUGUGGUCAGAGGGAUGAGUGGGUGUUUGGUCUUGUUUGGUUCAUCUGGCUUUCGGUGUUGUGUGUUCGAGAAACCGGCCAAGACUUCCUCCACCUCACCAAACGCUUCGGCAUCAUCGCCGUCUCCCAACUCCCCAUCCAACACCUCCUCUCCUUCAAAGCCACCAACCCCUACGCCUUCGCCUUCCGCACCUCCCACGAACACCUCAACCGCUUCCACCGCGUCCUCGGCCGCCUCAUCUUCGUCUUCCUCUGGCUGCACAUGCUCUUCUACUUCAAGUUCUUCUUCGCCGCCGCCAUCUUUCCCGCCCGCCUCUUCGAGGCCAACGUGUUCGCCGGCUUCUUCGCCCUGAUCGUCUUUCAUCUCCUCUAUGCUACCUCCAUGACUGUUAUUCAGCGGUGGUCCUAUAGACUCUUCUUUAUUACUCAUCUGUCUGUUGUGUUUGUUACUCCUACUUUGAUCUUUGUCCAUGCGAAGCCUGCGAGGAUAUAUAUCCUUGCGUCCAUCGUGCUGUUCGUGGUUGAUUUGAUCGUGAGAAAACUCACUACUGCUACGGCCUCGGCUACCGUCGAGAUCGUUCCGGGAACCAACCUCGUCAAGAUCUCGGCUGCCCUUCCAGAGCCCAAGAUCCGCCAGCUCGGCGAGCGACCCGGUUCACACGUCUAUCUGAGCAUUCCAAACGAUGCGAGACCGAAAUUCAGCUGCUCAUCUAAAUCUUUCCCCAUUCUUUUCGAGUUUUUAUUUAACCCCUUUACCGUGGCCAAUGUUGACCACGCUAAUAGCGAGCUCACCCUCGUCGCAAGACACAUGGGCGGUCCCAUGACUGCGCGACUACUGCAGCUUGGCAACGAGAGAGCUGGUAAUAAUGCUACUGCCUCUGAAACUUUCAAAAGUCAAGUUCCGCUGUCCAUCGAAGGCCCCUACGGCACGCUCGCCAAGCAUUUCCCAAGUCUCGCCGCUGGACGCGCCGAUAGGGUUCUCCUCGUGGCUGGUGGAGUCGGCGCCACCUUUGCGUUUCCCAUCUAUAAGGCUCUGAAAGCCGACGAUCCCGAUGCCAACGUCGAACUCGUCUGGGCCGUCCGAAACCCCGACGAAAUCUCCUGGGCUCUUUCCCUCUCCGACUCAUCAACAUCAACACACUCUUCCCCUGAAAAUGUAGCAUCCAUCCUCGAAAACCCCUCCAUUCAUGUUUUCGUUACAGGCAAUAGCAACAGCAGCACAUCUCUCAACUCGACCGGCGACGACUACUCGUCCGAGACGACCUCCCGGAGUUCCUCUGCUGAUAUCCCGCUCUCGGAUAUGAACAGCAGCGGAAAGGAGCUUUCGAGGGCGGAACGCCAGUUGCGGAGGAGGAAGAGGCCGGAUUUGAAGAGGUUUGUUGAUGACGCCUUUAAGAGUGGUGGUGCGGAUGGGAGGGUCGCUGUGUUGGUGUGCGGGCCGGGACAGAUGGGGUUGAGGGUCAGGGAGCAUGUUGGCGUUUGGGCGGCCAAGGGUAGGGAUGUGUUUUGGCAUAACGAGAGUUUUGGAUGGUAA
This is a messenger RNA of Scedosporium apiospermum, 1848 nucleotides long. RefSeq names its product Ferric reductase like transmembrane component. NCBI's taxonomy places the organism in Eukaryota, Fungi, Ascomycota, Sordariomycetes, Microascales, Microascaceae. The transcript has 2 exons. The coding region runs from base 1 to 1848 and encodes 615 amino acids. Gene Ontology annotation, molecular function: ferric-chelate reductase activity. Gene Ontology annotation, biological process: copper ion import; iron ion transport; intracellular iron ion homeostasis. Gene Ontology annotation, cellular component: plasma membrane. The record is from RefSeq and is a predicted model, not a curated record.